AUGUCUCUCUAUCCAUCACUUGAAGAUAUGAAAGUCGGUCAAAUGGCUCAAGCCCAGGUAUUUUUUCUCUUUUGCUUAUAAUUUCCUAGGACACUCGGCAUCCCAAGUUAUAUUUCAUGGGCUUGUUUCUGUUGUUUGUAGCGAUAUACCACGAUUUUACGGCACUGUUUAUUGUUUAACUUUAUAAACACCUGUUAAAAAUUCGAUGCAUUUUACAAACUUGCGAGAUUAAUAGAGUGUUUCUUUUGUACACUGAGGUCAAUGUGGCAGAGGAGCUCCUCAGCGCUGUUGCAGAAGUAUGAUUGUUAAAAAUUUUCACCAGAAAGCCUCAAACAGAAUGAAAGAGAGUUUGUCAGAUAUUUAUUGCAGACUGCAGAAAACAUGCAUGUCUGCUUACUAUUUGGAUCUAAUUUAUGGCAAUUUUUUCAACUGACAGCAUUAAACCGAUCGAUUUUGUCUAAAAUUCUGUUUACUUUCCUUUCAGGCCCAACAAGCUGGAGCGCAGCAACCAGCACUAGCCUACGCAGUAAGUGAACAGAAAGCAAUCAAUGAUUAUUGUCGAACUCACCCAUGAAUCAACCAGCAUGUGACUAUUAAAGAACGAUGUACUAUUCCGUAUAAGUAAGACGUGUUAUUUGGAAUGACUGUAAGCUAUGACAUCAUGUCACCAAAAUUUCCUUUACUUCAUGAUGAUUCCGUGGCGGCAUUGUUGUGUAGUUAAUCUUUACAUCAUGCUCUGUUUUGGAUGUACCUUUAGCCUCAAAUGUCUAGUAACCCUGCUGUUUCAUUUUCUUCCCAAUGAUUCACUUUUCUGGGAAUCCUGAAACCUUAUCCUCCUAACUAACUCUCGCUACUCCCCCAGGGUUAUUUCAUUUAGCCUUGUAAGGGUGAAGUAAUUUGACUCUUACCCAGUUACAAAAAUGGGCUAAAAGCAUGUGGGUGAAGGGGGAUGGAGUGUGUUGACAAAUUCACACUGCAGACUUGCAGACUGACAGGCAAACUAGGUGAACAAUUUUGUGAAAUGCUCACAAAACUUAAAACCUUAUUUGCCUGCCACUCUGCAAGUCUGCGCAAGAGGGAGGGGGAAAGGCUCCAUUCAUAAAAUGUGGUGUAAAUACACAACUGUAAAUUUGCUUGCCUUUGUGUAAGUUGUUUCCUUCUGAGAGCUGUAGUAUAGCAGAGCCUAAUAGCCCCUGAUGGCCCAAGUUUGCCUUUGGGUGACAAGGAAGUCUUAUUUUAUUUCAUAACAAUAAAAUGCCAGUUGCCCUCGAUUAGAUAUCAGCUUUAUCGACAGUAAACCAUUAGUUUAGAACUAAUUAUGUUUAAUGUAAGUUAUUGUAUUUCUUAUAGCCACAGCCUGGAGCUCCAGCUCCGACCCCUGGCAGCAGCCUUUAUCCAUCACUUGAUGACUACAUGGGGAUAAAUGUUUCUGAGGCAUCUGUUAGGCAACAUGUUCCUAAUUAUGUGAGCAUCAUUUUUAUUUAAUUGAUUUGCACCUAAAAUACUUUUGUUUCACAAAAGCUGCUGUAUAGCAGCUGUCAUGUAGUACAUGUAAAUCUAUUAAUCAAUCCUUAAAAUAGGUAUCCAUUAUAAGCUGUCACUGACCAUGAUUGUUACUGAUGAUAAUGAUAAUCUGAAAGGAAUUUUUACACAACUUAUAUAUUUCCAGAUACAACGUGAGAAUUUUUAAAAAGCUUUUACUCUUAUUUAUAAAGUAAAACAAUUCUUUUUGUCUCUGCAGACAGCUGCAGUAGUCCCCAGACCUCAAGGUGCUGUUGUACCCCAAAUCAGUGGAAUGAUUGCCCCUGUCAGUGGAGACAACAACUUAGGUGUCCGCCGUGCUGAAAUCAAGCAAGGUGUUCGUGAGGUUGUCCUUUGCAAGGAUGGGCAAGGAAAGAUUGGGUUGCGUGUGCGUGCUGUUAACAAGGGUGUGUUUGUACAGUAUGUGCAUUUAAACUCUCCUGCAGCACUUGGUGGCUUGAGGUUUGGUGACCAGAUUUUACAGAUUGAUGGUGAGACUUUGGCUGGAUACAGCAGUGAUAAAGUCAUGAAGAUUUUGAAGAAUGCUUCGUCUCAGCGAGUAGUGUUUGCUGUGAGAGACAGGUUAGAUUUUAACUUUUUUUCUCAUUUGUUUUAGCCUGUGAAAACAGCUGUUUUUCCUCACUCCAUGCCGCCGGGGAUGUUUUGAGUGGAGGAAUCCACUAAUUCAUUGAUGUUUUUUAUAUACUCUGAUUUCAGGCCAUUUGAACGAACCAUUGUUUUACAGAAGGACAGUUCUGGCCAUGUAGGAUUUGUUUUUAAAAAUGGUAAAAUCACUCAGAUUGCCAAAGACACAUCAGCUGCGAGGUUUGUUUGCUUGCUUUGUUCAUCAUAGUGUUUUCAACUUAAUAGUUUUUGUAACAAAUGUCAAUGUUGAAUUAGAUGGGUUUUUUCUAACCUUACGAGACCAGUAUCACAUAUUCACUCUUUCUUUAUCUUCAACCAGUAUUAUUUUGAGUAUACAAAUAAGCAGAUACAGUAAUUUUUUUAAAAUGUAACCUUUUUCCUGAUUUAUUUGCUUAGAAAAAUAGAAGGUUACUGGACAGUUCUGAGAAUGGAGCCCUCACUGAGUUAGUCCGUGCUAUUCUUUAGUCAUUUUCCUUGACUCCCCAGAAGCCAGUCGCUUCUGAAAGAUAGACACUUAAUGCUAAUGGCAAUGGUGUCCUCAGCUCUAAGAGGGAAUCGACUGUCUAUUUGGUACUUGGUUUUACAAUGUAUCCAUAUGGUUUUAUUUUCAUAGGAAUGGUUUACUGACAGAACACAACCUUGUGGAGGUGAAUGGACAGAAUGUUGUGGGACUAAAGGUGAGCAGCAGAGAAGACUAUUUUCAUAGCACAGGUCUUCAAAAGCUGCUAUAUGUGUUUAUAUUGUCACAACUCUCAUUUUUGAAUCUCAAUGAUAUGUGAGAUAAUCAACUCUACAACUAGCAGUAAAUAAACUUAAUCCUAAAUGAAACAUAUUUUUCAAAGGACCUUUUCUUGCCAGAGUCCUGAGUUAAGCUCUGCGUACAUGGGACUGUGCCUUAAUAUUAUUAAUUAUUAUUAUUAUUAGGUUGGGGGUUAAUAUGUGUUAAGUCUGAACUUUCACAUUUUUGUGGAGGAAGUCAUGUGGCUGAUAGUAUUUUACUAUAGUGUGUUUAUGGUAACCCUCCUUGCUAUCGCAGUUUCAGUCCAACUUCUUGCAAAUUAUCAAGUUUCUGAUGGCCAUUUUGCUUGUCAGAAUUUGGACAUCAGGAACUCUCAAUAAUUAUCAUGUUUCUUUUCCCAUCCACCUUUUUGUUUUACGCCUGUAAAAGUUUUCAGUGAAACCCAUCAUGUUUGAUAAGGGUGAUGUGUUCAACAAAAACUGUAACAUGGAAUUGUAUCUAAAAACCUUGUUACAGUGUUCUGUACCCCAGAGGGUGUGUAUAAUAGAGAGUAACAAUAACCAAUACUUUUUGUUUUAUAGGAUAACGAUAUCAAAGCAAUCCUUGAAAAAGGUGGACAGACCAUCACUUUGACAGUCAUUCCUACAUUUAUUUAUGAGCACAUAAUCAAGUGGUAAGUGUGCUCAUUUAUUCCUUACUAAUUAAUGUCGUCAUAUCAUAGGUUGAAUUUUGUUUGGUUAUUCCACUAGUCCUUUGUUUCUUGGUGAAGUUGAAGGAAUUUCUGGUUAAGCCUUGUAUCUUGUGUUUUCAAUUCUGUUAUCCUCAUUUUCCCUCACACCCUUCCCUCCCACCAUUAUUUUAAUGCCAGGCAUUGCACUGUAGAUAAUACAACUGCAGAAUGAUUUUUAUUAGUAAAAAGGUAGUACAUGGUGCCUUUUUCUGUUGACUGAUUCAAGGCUUAGUGUCAAAAAUAUAAUAUUAGAUAAUUGGAUACUUGAGCAGAAAUAUUGAAAAACAUACAUUGAAUGUAACAGAUUAUGGGUACAUUACAACCUUUUUAUCAAAAUAAGCUUAGAGAUGACAUACCACAGACAUACAGUAUGGUAAAUCCUCUAUUAAGCCCUCUCAUUCCAAUAAACCCUCCAUCCUUUUCAGAGGAAGAAAGUUGAUAAGACCCCCCUCUCUUUUAAGCCCCCUUCCAUUCCAGUUCUUCACCAAUGACUGAUAGACUGUAUUAAUCAAUCACAACUGUAAAACUUUGUGUUGACUGAUCUGGGAUGGUUUAUUCACCAACUGGAAGUUUGGAGUUGUUUUUGAUCCUUGAUUGCAUGACCACUUUGCCUUCUAAUUCUUUCAGGAGAAUUGAUACAACUGUCUAUGCUAAAUUAAAUAAGCCCCCCUCUCAAAUGAGCCCUCCCCCCUCCCCACCAUCUCUUUUAAGCCCCAUUCUCAAUUAAUGUGUUUGAAAUAGCUCCCCUUCCCCUCCCCCCCAGGGGAGGAGGGGUGGAGGGCUUAAUAGAGGAGUUACAGUAUGUUGACUUCAUAGGGGCAGAUGGCAUGAAAUGGACUAUUCAAUGUGGUACUCUGAUCUCUGAUUGCUACUAGUGUUAAUUAUGUAUUUUGCCGUUUUUGGUUUUUUUUUUUCUAGCAUGGGAGAGGGACUUGUGAAGAAGACCAUGGAUCACAGCAUUCCAGACUUGUAA
This is a messenger RNA of Porites lobata, 4608 nucleotides long. Lineage: Eukaryota; Metazoa; Cnidaria; Anthozoa; Scleractinia; Poritidae. The record is from the annotation of a GenBank genome assembly.